AUGAUCGACUCUCAGAAAGGCAGCGACACAAAGACAGGAGAGGAACAGACUAAAGGUACCUGCCGAACACACACCUGUUAACUACUGUUACAAACACACACCUGGAAACUACUGUUACAAACACACACCUGUUAACUACUGUUACAAACACACACCUGGAAACUACUGUUACAAACACACACCUGUUAACUACUGUUACAAACACACACCUGUUAACUACUGUUACAAACACACACCUGUAAACUACUGUUACAAACACACACCUGUUAACUACUGUUACAAACACACACCUGUAAACUACUGUUACAAACACACACCUGUUAACAAUUCACCACCCCCCACCCCCCACACAGGACUGACCGAUCAUGAGAUCUUGUCUCAGGCCAUGAUCUUUAUCUUUGCCGGCUACGAGACCAGCAGCAGUACUCUGAGUUUCCUGGCCUAUAACCUGGCUAAAAACCCACAUGUCAUGACCAAACUGCAGGAGGAGUUAGAUACUGUGUUCCCCAUCAAAGUAACCCCCACACCAUGACCAAACUGCAGGAGGAGAUAGAUACUGUGUUCCCCAACAAGGUAACCCCCACACCAUGACCAAACUGCAGGAGGAGAUAGAUACUGUGUUCCCCAACAAGGUAACCCCCACACCAUGACCAAACUGCAGGAGGAGAUAGAUACUGUGUUCCCCAACAAGGUAACCCCCACACCAUGACCAAACUGCAGGAGGAGAUAGAUACUGUGUUCCCCAACAAGGUAACCCCCACACCAUGACCAAACUGCAGGAGGAGAUAGAUACUGUGUUCCCCAACAAGGUAACCCCCACACCAUGACCAAACUGCAGGAGGAGAUAGAUACUGUGUUCCCCAACAAGGUAACCCCCACACCAUGACCAAACUGCAGGAGGAGAUAGAUACUGUGUUCCCCAACAAGGUAACCCCCACAACAUGACCAAACUGCAGGAGGAAAUAGAUACUGUGUUCCCCAACAAGGUAACCCCCACACCAUGACCAAACUGCAGGAGGAGAUAGAUACUGUGUUCCCCAACAAGGUAACCCCCACACCAUGACCAAACUGCAGGAGGAGAUAGAUACUGUGUUCCCCAACAAGGUAACCCCCACACCAUGACCAAACUGCAGGAGGAGAUAGAUACUGUGUUCCCCAACAAGGUAACCCCCACAACAUGACCAAACUGCAGGAGGAGAUAGAUACUGUGUUCCCCAACAAGGUAACCCCGGUGCCAGAUGUGGUAAGGUACUGAUGUAUGUGUAACCCCGGUUCAGGCUCCUAUCCAGUACGAAGCUCUGAUGCAGAUGGAGUAUCUGGACAGUGUGUUGAACGAGUCUCUGAGACUGUAUCCCAUCGCCCCCCGACUGGAGAGGGUCGCCAAGAAGACGGUGGAGAUCAACGGCAUCGUCAUCCCCAAAGACUGCGUUGUCAUGGUUCCCACGUGGACACUCCACCGCGACCCAGAGAUCUGGUCCGACCCUGAGGAGUUCAAACCAGAGAGGUACUGGACCGCACCGUAACCACGGCACAACCAUAUCACAACCACAGCACAGCCACAACACAAGCACUACUUUACCACAACACAAGGAUAAACACACUGCUGCAAUGUAACCACAAAUACAGUGCAUCAUUAUACUGCAAUGCAAUGUGUUGUGUCUGAACCACAACCACAAAUCAACUACAAUACAAUGUGUAAUGUGAUUGAACCACAACCACAAAUCAACUACAAUACAAUGUGACUGAACCACAACCACAAAUCAACUACAAUACAAUGUGUAAUGUGACUGAACCACAACCACAAAUCAACUACAAUCCAAUGUGUAAUGUGUCUGCCUUCUCCCUGUCCAGGUUCAGUAAGGAGAACAAGGAGUCUAUUGACCCGUACACGUACAUGCCGUUCGGGGCGGGGCCCAGGAACUGUAUCGGGAUGCGUUUCGCCCUGAUCAUGAUCAAACUGGCCAUGGUCGAGAUCCUCCAGAGUUUCACAUUCUCCGUCUGCGACGAGACCGAGGUGAGACGCUCACCUGAGCAGAUGGAAUAUGACAUCAUCAAAUAUCAGUAUCAUUCAAAACCUCUUGUUUUAACAUGGUCACCACCUAUUUUAACAUGGUCACCACCAGUUUUAGCAUGGUCAUUACUUGUUUAACACGGUCACCACCUGUUUUAACAUGGACCUGUUUUAACAUGGACCUGUUUUAACAUGGACACCACCUGUUUUAACAUGGCCACCGCCUGUUUUAACAUGGUCACCGCCUGUUUUAACAUGGUCCCCACCUGUUUUAACAUGGUCACCACCAGUUUUAGCAUGGUCAUGACUUGUUUAACACGGUCACCACCUGUUUUAACAUGGACCUGUUUUAACAUGGCCACCGCCUGUUUUAACAUGGUCACCGCCUGUUUUAACAUGGUCACCACCUGUUUUAACAUGGUCACCACCUGUUUUAACAUGGACCUGUUUUAACAUGUUCACCACCUGUUUUAGCAUGGUCACCACCUGUUUUAGCAUGGUCACCACCUGUUUUAACAUGGUCAAUGCCAUCGUUGCAAAUAUAGAAGAAUAAGGAAGAAUCUGAAUUGUCUUUCCUUGAUUCCUCAUGUUCUCUAUCCUCACCUCCUCCUCAAAACCCAUUGGAUGAGAAGGAAUACGAGGAAUCAAGGAAAUGCAAUUGAGAUUCUCCCUUGUCCUGUAUUCAACUCUGAAACCUGUUUUAACAUGGACCUGUUUUAACAUGGUCACCACCUGUUUUAACAUGGACCUGUUUUAAAAUGGUCACCACCUGUUUUAACAUGGACCUGUUUUAACAUGGUCACCGCCUGUUUUAACGUGAACCUGUUUUAACAUGGUCAACACCUGCUUUAAAAUGGUCACCACCUGUUUUAGCAUGGUCACCACCUGUUUUAACACAGACCUGUUUUGGCAUGGUCACCACCUGUUUUAACAUGGUCACAACCAGUUUUAACAUGGUCACCACCUGUUUUAGCAUGGUCAACACCUGUUUUAGCAUGGUCACCACCUGUUUUAACAUGGACCUGUUUUAGCAUGGUCACCACCUGUUUUAACAUGGACCUGUUUUAGCAUGGUUACCACCUGUUUUAACAUGGACCUGUUUUAACAUGGUCACCACCUGUUUUAGCAUGAACCUGUUUUAAAAUGGUCACCACCUGUUUUAGCAUGGACCUGUUUUAACAUGGUCACCACCUGUUUUAACAUGGACCUGUUUUGGCAUGGUCACCACCUGUUUUAACAUGGUCACCACCUGUUUUAACAUUGUCACCACCUGUUUUAGCAUGGUCACCACCUGUUUUAGCAUGGACCUGUUUUAACAUGGUCACCACCUGUUUUAGCAUGGUCACCACCUGUUUUAACAUGGUCACCACCUAUUUUAACAUGGACCUGUUUCAGCAUGGUCACCACCUGUUUUAAAAUGUCACCACCUGUUUGAACAUGGUCACCACCUAUUUUAGCAUGGACCUGUUUAAACAUGGUCACCACCUGUUUUAGCAUGGUCACCACCUGUUUUAACAUGGACCUGUUUUGGCAUGGUCACCACCUGUUUUAACAUGGUCACCACCUGUUUUAACAUGGUCAGUGCCAUCGUUGCAAAUAUAGAAGAAUAAGGAAGAAUCUCAAUUGUCUUUCCUUGAUUCCUUGCAUUCACCAGCCCCACCUCCUCCUCAAAACCCAUUGGAUGAGAAAGAAUGCAAGGAAUCAAGGAAAUGAAAUUGAGAUUCUCCCUAGUCCUCUAUUCAACUCUAUGUUGACACUUCACACAUAAAGACACUGGGGGGCGCUCUAGAUCUGUGGUUAGGUUACUGUCUAAUGGUUCAGGUCAGGACUAUUCUUAGAUCAGUGGUUAGGAUAGUGUGUAAUGGUUCAGGUUGGGACUGGGUCAGGGGAAUCUGGUCCUAGAUCAGUGGUUAUGUUAGUGUGUAAUGGUUCAGGUUAGUACUGGGUCAGGGGAAUCUGGUCCUAGAUCAGUGGUUAGGUUAGUGUGUAAUGGUUAAUCUAAUCACACACACACACAACUGAGCAUAUGGAUGUUGGAGAUGGACAACCAGGGUUAUAUUCUGUUCUGUUAUUCUCUAUAUAUCCUGUUGGAUAUAGACAACCAGGGUUCUGUUCUGUUCUGUUAUUCUCUAUAGAUCCUGUUGGAGAUGGACAACCAGGGUUAUGUUCUGUUCUGUUCUGUUAUUCUCUAUAGAUUCCGUUUGAGAUGGACAGCCAGUUUCUGCUGAUGCCUAAACGACCAAUCAAACUGAGGCUGGCACCCCGUAGCAACACCCCUAGCAACACCACCACCACCUCUCUGAAGAGUCCAAACACAUGACCAAAUGCAGGAGUACCUUACCCUACCAUCUAUCUAUCUAACAUAU
Molecule: messenger RNA, 4377 nt
Organism: Coregonus sp. 'balchen'
Lineage: Eukaryota; Metazoa; Chordata; Actinopteri; Salmoniformes; Salmonidae
Source: the annotation of a GenBank genome assembly